CCCGACACCUCGGACACCGGAGAGUCAGGUAAUCCCAGCUCUCCUUGUGCUUUGGAGUCUCCCAUGCAAGUUAAAAGGUGCCAGCGCUUUAAAGGAUUCCGGUCUUUGCUGCCCAAGUUGAUGUGCAGCAGUCCGAAAGUCGGCCCUCCUGUGAACAGAGAACGUCAUCGAGAGCUGGGAGACCUGAGCAACAAAGAGAAUGUGCCCUCUAGGUGCUUUGCGGCCUCGGCAGCGCUUUGUGACCAGGAGAUGCAGACAUGGGAGCAGGAGGCCAGUGCCAUAGCGCCUGCCAUUCAAGUGACCCAUUGUGACAUGAGUCCCAUCACACUGGAGCCAUCCUCCCACAUGGAGGUCUCUGCAGUCACAGACGGCUUCUCGGAGUUUCUCGGGGGCUACGAGGAUGCGGCAGGUACGAAUGGGAGCAUCUCUUCCAGCAUGGCACUGCUGUUGUCGGACCCGCUGAUGAGCCAGGGGACGGCUUGUGGCUCGGUGCUCAGACCUGCACGUCGAGUAAGGAAGGGUCUCUUCAGGUCUCCCUCCAUGCCUGAAAAGCUCCACCGACCCCUGCUAAAGAGACCGGAGCGGGCAGACGAGCUGGAGACCCCUAUGAGGGUGAAGCGCAGCCGGAGCACCAGCAGCCCCAUUCGAGAAGAGGCAGAUAUUAAGACGCAGGUGAUGCAAGACCCCCUGGCAUCGUGUGGGCACUGGGUGCAGAGAACUCUGAAGAAAACGCUCUCAUGUGACAUGGACAUCCAGAACAUUCUGGAGGAGGACAUGGUGCCCUCUGAACUCAUCGGCGACUUCUCAAAGGUUCGGAUCCUCCCUACGCUGAGCGGGAACCACCAAGACCUGCAGUACAUCGGCGGCGAGACGAUGGUGUCUCUGCUCUGCGGAGAAUUCAACGGCCUCAUCGAGAAAUAUUUCAUCGUGGACUGCCGCUACCCCUACGAGUACGAUGGAGGACACAUCAAGGGGGCACUUAACCUGCACAAGGAAGACGACAUCUGCAGCUUCUUCUUGGCUUCACCGGUGACCGCCAGCUCCGCAGAAAAGCGAAUUGUCCUCGUCUUCCACUGUGAAUUUUCCUCUGAAAGAGCACCCAAGAUGUGCAGGUUUCUAAGGCGUCAGGACCGCAGCGCCAAUGACUACCCGGCUCUCCAUUACCCCGAGCUGUACGUCCUCAAGGGGGGCUAUAAAGAGUUCUUCCGCGAGUACAAGAUGUGGUGCGACCCCCAGGCCUACUGCCCAAUGCAUCACCAGGACCACAAGGAGGAGCUGCUCAAGUUCCGCUCCAGGAGUAAACUGCUGACUGGCGCGCGGCGCAGACGAGAGCAGAUCUGCAAGAUGAUCAAGAUGUGAGCCUGGCGCCUAAAACCCUUCAUGGACCAGAAUGUCUGCUGAAAAUGUGCCAGCUGCGCCCCCCAAUUAGAGACAUUUGCCAAAUGCACCCCCUGCCCACCUCGCCUCUAGCUAGGAGUAAAUAUGGGAGUGCAGCAGUUUGGGUCUGUGCACUUUCAUGGUGGGCUUUAACUUUCUGGUGCCAUCCCUAUGGUGGGUAUGCUGUCUGAAACUGUGGGCACAAUGAGGACGUGCCUUUCAUUCAUUGGUUUGCUUUCAAGUGAUACGGUGGUCUCCUGGGGGUAACGGGAUGGGGGGAUCGUGUGAGACCACCUGAGGGAUGACUUUCUGUGCCUCGCUGUGUCCUUUCAUUUUUUUUUUUUUUUAACAUUUAUGACAUUCCAUGCAUUCCUUCAUUGAACCUGAUGAGUCUGUGAUCUUCGUGUGCCCUCCCUGCACCCACAGUGCCCGUCUCGGUGGAUUGUUGUACGUUUACAGCUGGUGCCCCCUCAAGUCUGACCUGCCAGGUGUUGGUGCCACUCUCUCCGCUGACGUGGCUAUUAAUUGUGCCUAAUUGCCCUGCCGAAUGGUGACGGGGCACCAUUGUACGGGACUGGCAUCCUAUGGCUUCACGUGUGCCACGUCGCUUUGAGCGGACUCAUUGACUCCGAAGGCAGCGCUAAUUCCCAUCGUCUCUGUUGGCACCUGAUGAUUGUCUUUGAGGCUCAAAUUGGUCCUCAGCGGGUCUAAUAGGAGCGGAGCGCCCAGGAACUUCAUCUGCGGUGUGUGUUUGUGUUUACCGCACUCUGCCAAUGCAGCCUGGCAGUGCCAGGUGUUUGUGGCGCGUGCAGAAGUGUGCUGUCCAUGGUGAGAGGCAGAUGAUGUGGGGCUAUAUGGCAUGACUGGGAGACUGGCUGCUCGGCAAAGGUGGGCAUUGAGCCACCCACCCUUGCUUAUUUCGGCGGGGGUCACUAGACUGCUGUCCACCCAUGGCGCGUCUCUGCGACUUCAACUACAUCGGUGGCAGGUGGCAUGCUGCUGCUGUCCCUUUUCUUCCUCUCAAGGUUGGUGGCCAUCGUCUGCCCUCCCAGCUCGACGCGCCUGCUUGGCUCCCGGCCCACCCUGGAGGUCUCCGCUGACUUCUGUACCCCCUUUAAUUCCUUACUGUAGUGCUGGCACAUUGAGAGAACGGCUCUGAGGUUUUAACAACGUGUACCUCACCUGCGGAGGAGAUGAUGCCCGCUGUGUGGCACAUGUUGAAUGAUGACUUCUUGUAUUAACUGAUGGCUUCAUUUUCUAUUAAAGAUGAAAUGCAACCUU
Molecule: messenger RNA, 2658 nt
Organism: Polypterus senegalus (gray bichir)
Lineage: Eukaryota; Metazoa; Chordata; Cladistia; Polypteriformes; Polypteridae
Product: M-phase inducer phosphatase 1-A-like
Exons: 14
Coding region: 64-1359 (431 amino acids)
Biological process (GO): positive regulation of G2/M transition of mitotic cell cycle; protein dephosphorylation; G2/M transition of mitotic cell cycle
Cellular component (GO): cytoplasm; nucleus
Molecular function (GO): protein tyrosine phosphatase activity
Source: RefSeq, a predicted model, not a curated record